This is a messenger RNA of Malania oleifera, 786 nucleotides long. Its product is annotated as beta-carotene isomerase D27, chloroplastic-like. The transcript has 6 exons. The record is from RefSeq and is a predicted model, not a curated record. Gene Ontology annotation, molecular function: iron ion binding. NCBI's taxonomy places the organism in Eukaryota, Viridiplantae, Streptophyta, Magnoliopsida, Santalales, Ximeniaceae. The coding region runs from base 1 to 786 and encodes 261 amino acids.
AUGGAAGCAAUGCUGCUUCUACAAAACAAGUGUCAUUUCUCGACAAGUACUCGCCUGGGACAGAGGAUGAAGUUGAACUACUCUCCUCGAGUUCAGGCUGUGCUGGCAAGACCUGUGCAUGACAUAUCCACCACACGAGCAGACCGAGCAGCAGAUUUUUGUCACAACGAUAACUGGUUCCACCGAAUUGCAAUAAACCAUCUUUCCCAGAAGGUUCAAGCUACAAUGGGGCUUAGAAACAGUAAGAGUGGGUACGAGAGUUUGGUCGAGGCAGCUAGGAUGGCGUGGCGGAACUAUAGUCCCAUCCAACAACCUGAACUUGUCAGCACAGCUCUUGGCAAAGCCUUCCCAAAGCCUAUUCUUUCCAUGAUCAGGACACUGCUACCCCACUCAAAAUUUGCAAGAGAGUUCUUUGCUGCCUUCACCACAGUGUUUUUUGCUUGGUUGGUUGGACCCUGCGAGGUGAGAGAAUCAACCAUUAAUGAUAAAAAAGAGAGGAACGUAGUCCACAUAAAGAAAUGCAGGUUUCUGGAGGAGUCAAAUUGUGUGGGGAUGUGCGUUAACUUGUGCAAAAUGUCGUCCCAAAGAUUUAUCAAGGAGUCUCUAGGAAUGCCGGUCAACAUGGUCCCUAAUUUUGAAGACAUGAGUUGUGAGAUGAUAUUUGGCCAGCAUCCUCCAACAGCAGCCCACGAUCCUGCAUUGAAACAACCCUGUUACAAUCUAUGUACGUCAUAUUCUCUCCGACUCUCCCGCGCCAUUUCAUUCUAUUACCUAUACGACAAUUAA